AUGAAUAUCAAUUGUUCUGAGUGGAACUUGUCAAUUAAAGCUCUUCGAUCUGUCAUCAACUUAGAGAUUUCACGGAACUUUCACAGAAAAAAGAAAAUAGAGGGUACUGUGGUUUGCUUGAAAGGUGCUAUAUCAGUGUUGGAGCGUCACCAGAAUCAUAUUUGGCUGAAACGGUAUAAUGACGCUAGAACCCGUCCUUAUAACAAUGACUACAUUGCUAUAUUCGUCUCUUGCAUCUUGCCAGGGUCGUAA
Cotesia congregata is the source of this 252-nucleotide messenger RNA. Lineage: Eukaryota; Metazoa; Arthropoda; Insecta; Hymenoptera; Braconidae. The record is from the annotation of a GenBank genome assembly.